GGAGGGUAUGCAUAAUGGGCCAAAAAAGCUGACGGUCCAUAAAAUAAAUUCGUUGGCCGUUGCCGAUCAGUACUCCUUAACCGUCAACAAACAGUACAUUGCGCUGCAAUGACUUGUACCUUCAAUUUCUUCCACUAAAACAGACACCAUCUCUAGAAAUCAGCUGAGACAAAGCGUAGACUUCACUUCUACUCUCUUUCUCUCUCAACAAAGCCAACCGCCACGAUGUUCAGGGAUGUGUCGGCGUGCAGCACCUACAACUACGCCGACGCCCUCUACUGGGACGCCCGUUACAUUCAAGAAGUGGAGUUCGGCUCCUUCGAUUGGUACCAACGCUAUUCAGCUCUCCGCCCCUUUAUUCGCAAAUACAUCCACCCUAAUUCGCGCGUCCUCAUGAUUGGCUGUGGGAAUGCCGUUAUCUCGGAGGACAUGGUUAAAGAUGGGUUUGAGGAUAUAAUGAACAUCGACAUAUCUUCAGUGGCUAUUGAGAUGAUGAAAAAGAAGUAUGAGAGUGUACCUCAACUUAAGUACAUGCAAAUGGAUGUUAGGGACAUGAGUUUAUUUCCCGAUGAUAUGUUUGAGAGUGUCAUCGAUAAAGGGACUCUUGAUUCAUUGAUGUGUGGCACUGAAGCUCCACUAAGUGCUUCUCAAAUGUUGGGUGAAGUUAGCAGGCUUCUUAAACCUGGAGGAGUUUAUAUGUUGAUAACAUAUGGUGAUCCUAAUGUGCGGAUGCCGCAUAUAAACCGACCAGUUUACAAUUGGAAAAUCGAAUUGUAUAUCAUACCUAGACCUGGAUUUCAGAAGCCUGGUGGAGCCCCUCCUUUGAGGUCACACCUCGACCCCAUUCCUCUCACAGAGAAAGGCCUACUUCCUGCAGAUUAUGUGAUGGAAGAUCCAGAAUCACAUUUCAUUUAUGUGUGUAAAAAGCUAGCUGUACCAACUGAUCUCCCCAGCAAAUCUGCUGAUUCCUUGGCUAAUGAUGCUAUGCGAAGAUAAUACACAGAGCCUGAUUUGAAGGUACACCAGGGCGACUGGAGUUUGUCACCGAACGUACCGCCUCAGCCUCUUAAAGGAGCUGUACAGCUGCUUUGCUGCAGCCUUUAUUCAGUUUGUUGGGCGUUGCAGGCACGGCCCCUCACACUUGUUCGGUUUCAAUUGAUCUUGCUUGGUGUGGGCAGACGAAGCGUCUGAGGCUAGCUGUCGAGGCUGUUUCCUCGAUGUCUCGCCGGCUUUCUGGAAUCUGGGCCGAGACGGCCUAGUGAUGAAGACCGACAUAGUUGCUAGGGGUCUCGAGUUGUAUUAGCGUAGUUCGACUUAAAUUUUCUUCUUAGAUAUGUAUUCCUCUCAAGCAUUUGGAAUUUUAGUAGCUUGAAAUUCUAUGUAUUGUAUUUCUUUUGCUCAAGAAAUAAACAAGUACUCUUUCUUUCUUUUUA
Molecule: messenger RNA, 1433 nt
Organism: Salvia splendens (bonfire salvia)
Lineage: Eukaryota; Viridiplantae; Streptophyta; Magnoliopsida; Lamiales; Lamiaceae
Product: EEF1A lysine methyltransferase 4
Exons: 9
Coding region: 226-996 (256 amino acids)
Molecular function (GO): S-adenosylmethionine-dependent methyltransferase activity
Source: RefSeq, a predicted model, not a curated record